UGCUGUCUGCUUUGUGUUGUCAGGCAGAAAGACGUACCAGGCAGGGUGGCGCGUGUCCUGAUACACAGGCACCCCAACAACGACCAGAAUAAAACAAUAGAUAGUCAUUUUUGUUGUCUGUUUUGGAGUAGUUAGCUAUUAUUUAUAGUUUUUGCUACAAUGUCGGUGGGUCUGGAGUCUGGAUUCUCGAGUGAGGAGGUCUUAAACAGCCGCUUCCCUCUCCACCGGGCGUGCAGGGAUGGAGAUGUCGGAGCCCUGUGCUCCCUCCUUCAGCGCACCUCAAACCCGGCUGACCUCUCGGUGGAGGACACCUUCUACGGCUGGACGCCCAUACAUUGGGCCGCUCAUUUCGGAAAGCUGGAGUGUGUCAUGCGUCUGGUUCAGGUGGGCUGUGGAGUGAAUGCUGUGACCUCCAGGUUUGCACAGACGCCCACUCACAUUGCUGCGUUUGGGGGCCACCCUCAGUGCUUGUUAUGGCUACUUCAAGCUGGUGCAGAUAUUAACAGACAGGAUUAUGUGGGCGAGUCGCCCAUCCACAAGGCUGCUCGUGCAGGCAGUCUGGAGUGUAUCAACACUCUCUUGAUUCAGGGAGCGAAAGCUGAUAUGAGGAAUGCCAGUGGGCUGACGGCUGCCAACCUGGCCCACGCCCAGGGAUUCCAGGAGUGCGCUGAGAUACUCUCCAAUGCCCAGAACUUCCAACAAAACAUGGCUCAGUCCCACAACGGAACUUUUCUGAAUGGCAUGACCCAGAAUGGGGGCCACGGUCGCCCCACGAUCCAGGGACGCAGCUUCUUGAAUGGCGUGCCCAACAGAAAGAGGUCUUUUGAUGGCAUGGAAGCAAACCCAGGGAAGAAGGCUAGACCUAAUGGUCUGGGCAUGCCAGCAGAGCUGCGCAAUGGGAGCGGGCCACUGGGUGGUGCUGGAGAAGCCCAGAUGGAAACCAUGAACAUGGAGUCGACUGUAACCUCAGUGGCAGGUGAGAGACUCUGUGGGGAUUUUUCCUCAAAUGGUCACAAUCUACCACAGCCUUCAGUUUGGUGUGAUCCUGCAGCUGAGAUCCUCCAGAGCCAGCUCCUCUACAGCGACUCCUCUGAGAGCGGCGGCAGCGCAGGUAGCCAGGUGGAGCACCAGAGGUCUGUGAAGGCAGAGCAGCUGUACGACCAUGCCUUCUUCACCACCAUGCUCCUUUACCAUGGAUCCUAAAGUACAAAAGAUGUUGACAGGCUGUCCGCUUUUGCCUGAAUGUCAUAUAAGCCUAAAAAAAAGUGUUGAUUUGCCUUAAAGCCAUUGAGUGGUGCAGUUAUUCAUUGAAUGGUUUUGGUUUUGGAAAGGGCAGGCCCAUUGUUGUGGACUGAUAUAUGUUACUGAUUGAUUGUUGAUUAAGAAGUGGAUUAGUUUGUUUUGUUAAAGAGAAAGUGUUUUUUGUUUAUAAUUAACGUUUGAUCCAACUGUAAAUAGCCUUGUUCUAAUAUACUCUAAACUAACCAGUGACAAUACUUACAUUUUGUUUGUGUCAAGUGGGAGUGUGGGGGGUCCCUGCCUCGUGAUGUUAAGAAAAACAUUGAGUUCAUCCCAUGUUACUCUCAAGAAUUAAAAAAAAAUGUUUUUGCAAAAGUUAAA
Gymnodraco acuticeps is the source of this 1620-nucleotide messenger RNA. RefSeq names its product ankyrin repeat domain 10b (gene ankrd10b). The coding region runs from base 160 to 1203 and encodes 347 amino acids. The transcript is spliced from 6 exons. NCBI's taxonomy places the organism in Eukaryota, Metazoa, Chordata, Actinopteri, Perciformes, Bathydraconidae. Gene Ontology annotation, molecular function: protein binding. The record is from RefSeq and is a predicted model, not a curated record.